Molecule: messenger RNA, 2980 nt
Organism: Lecanosticta acicola
Lineage: Eukaryota; Fungi; Ascomycota; Dothideomycetes; Mycosphaerellales; Mycosphaerellaceae
Source: the annotation of a GenBank genome assembly
AUGGCGGCUGACGACACGACGGCGAAUGCGGGGCACGGGAAGGACGGCUACGAGAAUGGCGAUUGGCAGAGCGGACCGCUUGGAAUCCAGCAUCGCGAUCCUCAUGACUUCUUCCAUCACCAUCCGCGACGCUCCUCGCGACGGCCAUCGUCUUCCCGUCGGAGAUCUUCUAUCGUCCUCCUCCCGCGCCAGACGACCGAUGUCUAUGCUGGGGGCAGACAUUUUGGGAGAUUCCACCUGCGGGAAUGGGACGAUGACGAUGAGCAGGAUUGGUGGUUCGCGAGCACGGCGAUCCCCCUGCUCGCUGCCACCAUCGGCCCUCUGGCGAAUGUGCUGAGCAUUGCGGCGCUGGUGACCAGUUGGAGGAUGUGUCUCGUCUCCGACGUCUCCUCAUCCGCCGAGGCCAAGGCGUGCGAUUGGAAUGGCGAUACCAACGCACUGGCACCGCAAUUGAUGGGCCAUGAUUUUGCCGAUCCGAGAUGGUGUUACUGGCUCAAUGUCGUGAGCCUCAUCGUGGGCUUCAUCGGGAACUUCUUCCUGCUCUGCAACUUUACCAAUCGGAUCCGAUACAUCAUCGCGUUGCCCGUCACCAUUCUGUGCUGGUAUCUGGCUACGGGAAUCCUGAUUGGCAUCAUGGCGUCCAUGCAGAUCUACGUCCCUCCGAUGCGGCCCCAGCAGACCUACACCCAAGGGUUCUGGUAUGCUGUCAUUGCGGCGUGCAUGUACAUGAUCUGUGCCAUGCUGCUGAUGGUCAACAUGCUCGGCUACUUUCUCGGCCACUACCCGCAGCACUUCACUCUGACCGAAUCGCAGAGGACUUUGAUUCUGCAGACCAUGCUCUUCUUCGUCUGGCUGGCGGGAGGAGCCGCGGUCUUUUCACGAGUCGAGCAGACCUACGGCGAUGGACAGGAAGGCUGGGCAUACGUUGACGCCCUCUACUUCUGCGACGUGACGAUCCUGACGGUGGGCUUCGGCGACCUGGCACCUACCAGUAACGUGGGCAGAGGGAUCGUGUUUCCGUAUUCCGUGGGAGGCAUCAUCAUGCUUGGAUUGAUGGUCUCCAGCAUCGCCAAAUUCGCCCUGGAGCUGGGAUCGGAGAAGAUUGUGCGGAGACACGUGGAAAGGUCCCGGGCGAGGACCGUGGGGAGGACGGUGACUUCUUCGAUGGAGUUGGAGGAACGUCAUCGCAAGGCAGUUCUGAGCGGAGGCGAACGGCCGGUCAUUUCGGCGCCAUUCGAUCCGGUGGAUCGAUCCAAGAAGAGGAUCAUUGGGUUUACUGACGAUGCGGAUGUCGCGAAUCGCCCGGACACGCGGCGUCGUACGACGGGACCCGUCAAUACGCUGCAGAUGGUUGGAUCGAUGGUCUUGCAUCCUCAACGCCGAGCUGGCAGUCGAAAGCCCAAGCUCAUCUUGCUGAAAGAGGAGCGGGAUCGGUUCAAUGCCAUGCGUAACAUCCAGAACAACACUCGCCGUUUCAAGAACUGGUAUGCGUUGUGUCUGUCCGUCACGGCAUUCGGCAUCCUCUGGGCCGUCGGUGCCGUGGUCUUCUGGCAAUGUGAGAAGAACACGCAGGGCAUGACUUACUUUCAAGCUCUCUAUCUCUGCUACGUCUCGCUGCUCACGAUCGGAUACGGAGACUUGGCCCCGAAGAGCAAUGCCGGCCGGCCCUUCUUCGUCUCCUGGAGUCUGAUCGCCGUGCCUACCAUGACAAUCCUGGUGGGAGAUCUGGGCGAAACGGUCAUCAACAAGUUCAAAUCGGGAACCAGCAGGCUUUCGGACUUCACCGUGCUACCCCAGAAGGGCGCCUAUCGCCAAUUCCUCAACCAAUUCCCUUCCCUCGUCGGUUACCUCCAACAGCGCAAAGACCGCAAAGAGCACGAGAAGCGUCUGGAAUCGGGCUUCCCCCUGGGCCCGGAUCCGGACGAAGGCAACGAGCCGCCCACCAUCGACGAGCUGGCCCAGGAAGAGCCCUCUUACCAAGACCUCGCCCGCAAACUCACGAAAGUGAUCCGGCGCACGGCGAAUGACGUCAAAGAUAACGCGAAGAAGAAGUACAGCUAUGAGGAAUGGGUAGAAUUUACGCAGUUAAUACGCUUCACGGCGAAGGAUGGUGGGAAGGCGGAUGGCGAAGACGAAGAGGAAGAGGAGGGGGAGGGGAUGGUGGAAUGGGAUUGGAUUGGAGAGGAUAGCCCGAUGAUGGCGGGGAUCGGCGAGGCGGAGUUUGUGCUCGAGAGGCUCUGCGAGAGUAUGUCGAGGUUUGUCCGGAGGGCCGAAAGGGCCAUGGGGGACGAUGGGGGAGAUGCGGCGAAGAAGAGGAGGGAGAGUGAAGAUUUGGGUCCCAGGGGUGAGAAGGUGGAGCAGGCAGCAGUCGCUGCAGGAAGGACGAGAGUGAUUCUGGCUGAGGCCCGGCCCUGGAUGACUUCCUCUUUCUCGGCUCCUUGAAAUCCGUCAGCCAUUCGGAGUGGCUUCGACGAGAUUCACCGUCUUUCUGGGAUAUACGGUAGGUUUCAUUCCCAGCACGAAAAGCGACUCAUAUGCCUUGCCUUCCCAUCACCUCCGCAGCGCAGCAAGACCCACAUCAGCAAUUCCGACCUUGCCUCAGUCUACCAUAGGCCUCGGCCAGGCCCGGUGCAGAGUCACACACCUACUAUGCCGCCCCGGCUGUCAACCACAACUCCAAGCUCACCGAGGACGAGGAGUCGUACGAAUUCCCGGCCAAAUCUUACAAUCCGAACCCGGCUAGCUAUGCCCGCACUGGAUCCCGACAGGAACCAGGCUCGGGACAUAUGACGGGCAUGGAGGUAAAAGAAGAGAUGAUCAAGAUUUACUCCCACGAAAAAUUGCAGAUGGCGCGUAAGUCCCGAGCCAGCAUCCUUUCCAAUUUGUGCAAAGGCUGACAAGCUCUUGAUCAGAAUCUGAUGGAGGGGAUCCUCUUUCAAUCAUACGGCUGCGCAUUGCCGGUUUGAAGAAGAAGAAGUAA